AUGGAGAACGUCACGGCGACGACGGUACGUCGAAAAGACACCACGAAGGGCCCGCCGCUGCGGAUACUGUGCCUCGAUGGCGGCGGAGUGCGUGGAUAUUCGAUGCUAAUCAUCCUCCAAGAGUUGAUGUACCGAGCAUACGUAGAGUCGGAGGGAACCGCACCGCGACGUGACCAAAUACCUAAACCAUGCGACCACUUCGAUCUCAUCGCUGGAGCCGGAACCGGCGGGCUCAUCGCUUUGAUGCUGGGCCGUCUGCGGCUUGACAUAGAAACAUGCAAGAAUAUCUAUCCUCGCCUGACGAAAUAUGUCUUUGAGACGGACAAGACAAUUGCCGGCAUUCCGUAUCGAUCAACAUUGUUCAAGGCAUCAAGGCUGGAACAAGCAAUCCGUCAGUGCGUUCGGGAAUACACAGUCUCUGAAUCAGAAGGAAAUGAUGGAAGCUCGCCGUCACUUUCAGGAAGCAAUUACAUGGAUACCGCUUUGUCGUGCCCGUCGUCCACCAGCGUCGCAUCCGCCCUCCCACCAAAACGGCUGAGCCGAUCCAGCGCACAUCUAUCUCGCACUUUGAGUACCAGUAGUGGGCAGCUGUCACCUUCGCCGCCGCUCUUGUCGCCGACCAUGACGAAGAAAAUCGGACGAAAACGAACACCCAGAAAUGGACCCGCGACACUUCUACGUUCGUAUGAUUCGAGAAAGGAGCCUCCUCCCGACUUCAACUGUACGAUAUGGCAAGCAGGGCGUGCGACGGGCGCAAUGCUUCAUCAUUUCAAACCUAUUCAGAUAGGACAGCAGGUCUUCCUUGAUGAAGGAGGCGGAAAAUUCAACCCAUCCCCGCAAAUACUCGACGAAGCAACUGUCAAUGAAUGGCCGGGACGAGACGUCGGCAUUUUUGUGAGCGUUGGUACGGGCAAACGGCCUUCCGGGACAAGUAAUAGGACGCAUGAGUGGUGGGAAGAUGUCUUCGUAGAGUUUGCAGAAGCGCGGCGAAACCUGAUUUCCAAAAUCGAAGGAUGUGAGACGAUCCACCAAUACAUGCUAAAAGAGCAUCUCGCGAAAAGAAAUGUACCGAAAGAAAACUACUGCCGUCUAAAUGUCGAGAUCGGUGUUGGAGAAUACGGAAUGAAUGAGUGGAAUCGCCUGGCAGAAAUCAGCACCAAUACGCGAAUAUACCUGGCGAAGAACGAAGUUCAGAGGAUGACCCAUGAUGCAGCGGUCAAAUUAGCCAGAAUACAUCGAACACACCGUCGCAUUGAGGCCCAUGCAGCUGCAAUCGCCGCAGCAGAAGCCCGCGAAACUACCUUGAUGAUGCGUCCUUUACCUCCUCCUCCACCACCGCCCCAGCGACCGAUUCCUUCAAUUCCAUCCCAUCCUCCGCAAAUUUCCCCGAAUCAGUCACCCACAACGUUGCGUCGGCCUUCUCACCCUUCUCAUACACAGCCGGUCUACGAACUCCCGGCGAUAGAACUCCCUGCGGAUCCAACUCCCAUUUCACAGUUCACAGCACCUCCGAGCCAGCCCAAAAAUCCCUCGCGCCUCUCCCACAUUAGCGUCUCACCACCAGGCAGUAGACAUAGCAUGGAUCAAUCUCACACAAGCUCUCCACGCGUAAGCAGCGAUACCUUUAUCUCCGACGCUGCUCCACCACGCCCGCCGAAGACGCCAAUGCCACAAGCAGCAAGGCCAGUAAAUACUGUCAAUAAUACCACGCCUAAUAACGAUAUAUCGGAGAACGUGAUUAUCUCUAUGCCUUCACCAACACAAGGCGCAAGCAGACCAAUCGGCACGACGGCUCCUAACUCGAAUAAAUGGAAGCCACCGUACCCGGACGAUGGGCCACCUCCGCCGGUGAAUAAGUUUCGCAAGCCAACGUCUAAUUCACGAGGUUAAUGACUUUCUACGGUUUUAUAGUUUCACUUCUUUUUGGUUUUCCACCUACGCAGUACUCAGGGUUGUUUAAUGUCAUGAAGACACAAAGUGUUUAUGUUGUAAAUACCGAGUUAGCACCUUGCAAUGGCU
Messenger RNA from Coccidioides posadasii C735 delta SOWgp, 2019 nucleotides. NCBI's taxonomy places the organism in Eukaryota, Fungi, Ascomycota, Eurotiomycetes, Onygenales, Onygenaceae. The record is from RefSeq and is a predicted model, not a curated record.